Metopolophium dirhodum (rose-grain aphid) is the source of this 726-nucleotide messenger RNA. RefSeq lists its product as uncharacterized. The coding region runs from base 1 to 726 and encodes 241 amino acids. Lineage: Eukaryota; Metazoa; Arthropoda; Insecta; Hemiptera; Aphididae. The transcript has a single exon. The record is from RefSeq and is a predicted model, not a curated record. Gene Ontology annotation, molecular function: nucleic acid binding.
AUGGGACAAAAGGAACCAUCGGGAAAAGGUAAGAAACUCAUUGUUUUACACAUAGGAUCAACUGACGGUUUCGUACCGGGUGGCCUUUUAUGUUUUGAGUCAAAAACCAACUCAUCGGACUAUCAUGAUGAAAUGAAUGGCAGUACUUUCUUUGAAUGGUUUGCAAAAAUGCUGCCGUUACUUAAAGAAAAUGCUGUCAUAGUGAUGGACAACGCCGCCUAUCAUUCUGUGAAAAAAGAUCGUAUUCCAGUGAUGUCAUGGAAAAAGCAGGAAAUAAUAAAUUGGCUGGAAAGUAAGGGCGAGAACAUUACUUAUCCUACAACAAAAGGGGCAUUAUUGUCUAAAGUCAGAACAAUACAUACGGAUGACCAUGAGAAAUACGUUAUUGAUGAGUAUGCGAAAGAUAACAAUAAAACAAUAUUAAGAUUGCCCCCGUACCACUGCGAGUUGAAUCCUAUAGAACUAGCAUGGUCGUCUGUUAAGAGGUAUGUCCGUACUCACAAUACUACCUUUAAAUUAAAAGAUGUACACGAAUUGUUGAAAAGAGGCGUGGAACUAGUAACACCGGAAAUGUGGACGAAUUUCGUUGGGCACGUCAUCAAGGAUGAAGAAAAAUUUUGGAAAAUCGACAACAUAACAGACGAUUUUAUGGACGAAGAACCUGAAGAAGGAGCACGUCAUAUCCUAACAAUAGGUGAUACAAGUUCGGAUUCCGACUCGGAUUAA